CCGAGAUAAGCUCGAAGAGCACCAUUCCAAAGCUGUACACGUCCGCCUUGGCGCUGAUCGGCAGCCCGGAGAUCCACUCGGGGGCGAGGUAUCCAAUGGUGCCCGGCAUCGUCGUCAAGACCCGGCUGAAGUCCCUCCCCACCAGCUUCGCCAUCCCGAAGUCGGCGAUCUUCGGGCACAGGUAGGACAGCCCCCUGGUGAUGCUGAGCAUGAUGGCGUAGCGGUCGUGCCAGCUCGGGCACGGGCUGCUCCCGAAGAGGUAGGAGUCCAGUGAGCCGUUGGGCAUGUACUCGUAGACGAGCAUCUUCUCGUCGCCGCCGGAGGAGCAGAAUUCGACGAGCCGGACGAGGUUGAUGUGCUGGAUGAGCCCCAGUGUUCACCUCCGUUCGGAACUGCUUGUCGCUCUGCCGAAGGCCCUCUAGUUACUACUUGGAUAAAGCUAUAUCUUACUCGAGCAUUCCUUUUUCUCUUAUCACUCGAUUUUUGCGCUGUCUGGUUUUUUGCCCGGUCACAUCUGAGGCGUGGGAUCUGGCUCUGCGUGCUGUCAUCUUCCUUUUCGUGAGUUUUGGUGGGCCCACCUUGUCAGCCUAUGUUUAUUUGAUUCUUAUUCAAACAACCUUUUCGUAAAUCAAAACAACCUUUUCAUAGGCGUUCUUGAAUAGAUCCUUCCCCCACCACGCAAUUCCUCACGGCUUUUGAUUGCGCUUCCGCGUUUGGAGUUUUUUGUUUGUGGUAUUCGUCUGCGCGCUCCCCCUCCCUUUCUUGAGUGGGUUUUUGGAUUUGGGGAUUUUGCGUUCUAGUUUUCCCGAUGAUUUUUCUCCCCCUUGCGCGGAUCUGCGUGUGUUUUGUCAUGUUUCACCUUCGUUCUGAGGAUGGGUUUUUUUUGGGGGGGGGGGGGGGGGUUCGCGACCCCGAGGGUGAGGCAGUUCUUCUAUCCCGCUCAGCUCUGUUUCGUGCGGAGUCACCCCCUGUAGAUUAUGUGUGUUGGGUUUUUUUUUGACUUUUUUUGUGGGGUUUCGAUUUCACAUCCCUUUUUGAUUUUUGAGCUUUUAACCCGCGCGUUCGACUGAUAUUUCAAUGUUUUUUUGGAUUUGUUUGGAUUUUCUCUCUAGGCCUCUGUUUUUCACCCCGUCGGUGGGGGAGAGGUUAAUGGGCAAUCUCUUCUCUCAUAUCACACUGGUUUUUCAUCACAUGUUUUUGCAGUAGGGGAUUUUUGUGACUUGAAGUUGGUAUAUUUAGAGGGUGGGGGGGUUGAUUUUGUAUGGUUUGAUGGGGAUCCAGGAUCAGAGCUGCCGCUACCUCUAUUUUCUACUUUGUUUUGCUUUUGUAGUGAUUUGUUCUAUUUUUUCUCUCCCCCCAUUUUGUCAGCUCUGUUUUUAUUUUUGAUGUAUGCCACUUUAGUUCAUUUUGGUAGCUCUUUUUCUUAUACUGGAAUAGUAGGAUGUCAGGUAGGGUAUUUUUAGAAGUAUUUUGUUAGAAGGGUGGAUGGGGUUAUACAGUAGCGAAAAUAUUUUUUUUACAGCAUGUCAAUGGUAGCAUUUAUACCACCCACCUGCAAAAAAAGCCCUAAUAGUAGCAUUUUCACACUGCAACUUUUCUUGAUGUGGUGCCAUGUAAAUUUUUUCGUUAUAUUUUUUGUAUAAGCGGUAUAUAGAACGCAUAAUAGCAAUUGACUUCUUUUGAAUGUAUGCCACUUUUGUGCGUUUCGGUAGCUCAUUUUUCAUAUAGGAUCUGAGGUAGGCUUUUUAGAAGUUUUUUGGGUUAGUUUCUGUUGUUUUUAUCAGCCACCUUUUUUUGCCAUGGUUUUUGAUGUUGUGUGUCAAGUCAGUCUGUAGGAAAGAACUUGCUCCGGAGUAGUAUCUAUGUGGCCAAUUUAUAUGUUAUGCGCAGUAGUAUGUAUGUGGCUCCUGUCAGGUUUUUUAUAAUCUUUAUCAUGUUGCAGUUACUGUUUUUUUCCGAGACUUGCUCCGGACAUUUUUGUUCAUGCAUCAACUUUUUCUACAUGUGUUUUAGAUGGCUACCAGAAGACGUAGAGGGGUAGCAGAUUAUGGCAGGAGUAACGCAAGAGAUGAAAUUAAUGAUCCUUUCAUCCUCAAUUCAUCUUCUGAUUCUGAUGAUCUGAAAUGCUCGAGUCCGAUGGCGAUUCUGCCCAAAGUGAAGGAUCCUCUUUUAGUGAUGAUCAAGAUCUUAAGCGUGAACUGUACAAGGAAGUCUUACUAGAUAAGAUGAAGAUUAAAUCUGUCACCAAAUCCAAAGAUGCAUUCACGCGCUACUCUGUCACAACUUUUUCCUCUAUUUUAGACUCUCUUAACACCUCAACAGAAAAAAGUUAUCGAGAGCUAUGGUUUCGGGUCACUGCUGAUUUUGAUAAGUGCUUCGUCCCAAACAAAUUUGUCAAGUGGGUAGCUAAUGUGGUUGACUACAAGUCAGGGAAUAUAGUUGUUGAUGGCAAGAUUAUCUUAUUGAUAAAGGAAUCUAUUCACUGUGUUCUUGGGAUCCCUAUUGGCGGCAAUUCAUUCCCCUCUAAUACUGCUUGUGGCAAAGAAGUUGUUCUAAACAAGUUCCAGAAGAACUCCAUCCCAUCAGUCAAAUUCUUUGCUAAUAAUCUUGAGAAAGGAGAAGAGUUGUCUGAUGAAGACGUCUUUAUUUGCUUCAUCAUUGUUCCUUUGAGUAGUUUCUUGUGCCCCAACUCUUCAAUAACUUCAAGCCCUAAGCACUUUGGUAUUUUUGCUGAUAUUGCAAGAGUCAAAGAUUUUGACCGGUCUGGAUAUGUCUUAGAUGAUUGGCUGCUUGAUUCUAUAAAGUUGUUCAAGAAAUCUAAAUCUUCUAGGGUUAAAGAUAAUCGCACCCUGGGUGGUUGUCUGUACUACCUCGCUGUGAUCUACCUGGAUUUCGUUGAUUUUGGCCCACGCCGCCUGCCUAACACAUUGCCCCAUAUAUGUGUUUGGAAAGGGAACAUGAUAAAGACAUACUCUGAUCUUGACAUGAAGAACAAUGGUUCUUACAGCUUCCGCCCUGUUUUGGACUUAGCGACACUUGCUACUCAAAGGACCUCCAUCUUCGUGAUACAAGCUCACAACAUGUAGCUCUUGAUGUUCAGUUUAUGGAUAAACUUGAUUAAGUGACAAGGUGCAAGCUCCCCACUAAUCUCAAGAAUGACAGUUGCAAGGCAAUAGAGAAUCACUGUUUCAAUUGUGGGCUCAGAUUGGAUUUGGAUGUCACUGCUUUGGCUAGCCUACCAGAUCAUUUGGUGCCAUGUUCUCCAAACUUUUGAAAUAUGCAUCUAGUAUUGAUUCUAGAUCAAAGAAAUUAGUUCUGGAUGUCAUGAAGAUAGUUGGUGAAUUCCCAGGCAACAAUGAUGGUGAUGCUGCCUCUGGCAUAGCUGCAAAAGACACUCCUCCAAUUGUUCAUAAUGAUAACCAUUCAGGGCGUCAAAAUAUAAGCCAUCCAGGAGGCACACCUAUCAUCGACCAUUCUAGUGGUACUACUUUUGGAUAAUAUCAUGACAUUGGUAUUCAGUUGGCCCCCCAUCCCCCAACUUCUUCUUUGGAAAAGAACUCUCCCCUUAAUGGUCCACCUACUCAGAAAGAUUCAGAAAUACACCCUCAUCAGCUGCCACACAAUGAUUUGAUCCCUUCAUCCUCAAACUACAAUUCUUCAGCGCUGAAUCAGGAACAUGUCAACAGGAUUUUGGAGAAGUUGGCUAAGACCGAUCCUUUUAUCAGGAGUAUGAAGGCUAAAAUGGCUAGUAGCACACCCCCCCAGUCCCCACCAAAUGCCCCUCGCUCUGUUAUGAAUCCUCUUCAGGACAUCACUAAUGUUGAUGUUAGUGGUAGUCAGCAUACCCCCAAAUCUCCUCCCAGCAGCCGCAGCUGCGAUAAGCAAAGAGAUGUGAUUUUGCUUCAAGAUGAUGUAGAGUUCGUACCUGAUUCUUUUUCACCCCAGCUGCACUGCGGUGAUCGCAGAGUUGUUGUUGAGAAGGAAUCUCUGCCCAGAGUUACACCAAAGUUGUCCAAGAAACGUGAAGCCUCAACCUCUAGCCAAAAUGUCACCUUCUCUUCAAUAUCUAAAGUUUUGGACUUAAGUAAAUCUCCUGAGGUUGAAGUUCUGGGCCAGACCAGUUUUUCUCAGUCUAUUCGUGAUAUGACAAGGAGGUUUGAUCAUAUUUACAACAAAAGGCUAAGGACAUCUCAAGUGCCUUGUUUGCCCCCAUACGACCAAGGUGCUCCUGGCUUGCAUGAUCUUGGCUUAGGGAAUCUUUAUCUGUUUUGCCAACCUAUCAUCCUAGAGACCGUUCAACUGGUGGUAAAAUGCCAAUACAUGGUCCUAGAAGGGUUGUGAAGCCUGGGCCUAUUUUCAAUGGAGAGUUUGAAACUGCAAAGGCCAAGAUAACUGUUUCUAAAGCUGAGUUUGGAAAUUAUCAAGCAAUAUGCAAUCUGGCAACUUCUCAGUAUAGCAAUGAGGAUGUUGUUAGCAUCGGUAAAGUGCGUUGCACUUUUUGGUCUCUUGGAGAGUCUCUGAAGCCAGGGGGGAUGGUUAACGUGGCAGAACCAACCUGAAUUAUACCGGCUCAAGUACACGAGUCCUCUCCGGAGGGCUACCUCGUACUUCAAACGGUAUAAAACUAUUGGUCUGUCGGGUAACGUCCCGAUAAACCACCGAACGCAGGAUCCAACAAGAUACCUCACACGAAGGAAUGUUAGUGAUAUCAGCUUUCUGCUAUAGCAUGUACAUAAAGCCAAACGCCUCUUCGGAUGUGUCAAAGUCGUAUUAUUUCUUCGCUAACAUUGGUGUACGAGAAUUUGUUAAAGGAUGUUGAUGAAGCUAAUCAAGAUGUUUUGGCACGUUCUUUCAAGAGAUCUUCCAGGAAUAGGCCUAUUAACAAUUCCAACAAUCUGUAUUUCCCCAUUCUCUUCAGUGAGCACUGGUUUGUGUUUGUUGUUGACAUUAAGGAUCACAAAUUUAUCUUCCUAGACCCAUUAUACCACAAAGAUCAUGAGUUUCAUGAAAUUGUCAGAGACAGAUUGAUCCCAUCUUUUCAAAUUUACUGGGACAGGUUUUUUCAGGUUGAUAUGGGUUUUGACGAAUACGAGAUCUUAUAUCCUGAUGUACCCCGUCAGCCAUUGGAAAAUAG
This is a messenger RNA of Panicum hallii, 5134 nucleotides long. RefSeq lists its product as uncharacterized. The record is from RefSeq and is a predicted model, not a curated record. Lineage: Eukaryota; Viridiplantae; Streptophyta; Magnoliopsida; Poales; Poaceae. The transcript has 17 exons. Bases 2124 to 3086 code for a protein of 320 amino acids.